This is a messenger RNA of Gordionus sp. m RMFG-2023, 1141 nucleotides long. RefSeq names its product tetratricopeptide repeat protein 38-like. Gene Ontology annotation, molecular function: protein binding. Lineage: Eukaryota; Metazoa; Nematomorpha; Gordioida; Chordodea; Parachordodidae. The record is from RefSeq and is a predicted model, not a curated record. Bases 77 to 1141 code for a protein of 354 amino acids. The transcript has 8 exons.
AAAAAAUGUAUAAUUAGGGCGUUAAUAAUUUAUUCUAUUGCUCAGGGUGGCAAAUAUUCAAUGGGAGGAAUAUGGCAUGGUAUUUUCAAAGAGUGAUGAUGAUUCUUGUAUAUUAUAUGAUUUAAUUCUAAGACAAUAUAUAACAUUAUUGGAUGAUCCUAAGAUGCUUUCUUUAGCAGAAAAUAUAAAUCAGAUUGCCACAUACAAGGAGUUUGUUAUGGGAAAUGUGUUAACAUUGGGUUUACAUUUAGUUUCUGGAUUAGUUGAUCCAGUCAAUGAUGAUAAAUUUUCAACAAAACUACAAAUUUUAUUGUCUAAUGUAGAAAAUAAUGCAAUCAAGGAUUUUCAUAGUAAUUUGAUUAACAAUGAAGAUUUGCAUAUUAAAGCUAUUAAGUUAUUGUCUAAAAAACAGUUUGUUGAAGCUAUAGAUAUUUGGAAAAAAAUUAUUGAAAAAAAUCCCAAAGAUUUAUUAGCUGUUAAAUUAUGUCAUGAUGUUUGUUUUUAUAUGUGUAACAUGGACAAAAUGAUUAAUAUUUAUAUAUUAGUCACUAAAUAUUUGGAUAGAAACCACCCUUUAUAUAGCUAUAUACUAGCCAUGUUUGCUUUCGCAAAAAUUGAAUUAUUUUGCUAUCAUGAAGCCGAAUCUUUAGCAAGAGAGAGUCUCAUUCUAAACCCUUUGAAUGCAUGGGGCACUCAUUCAUUGAUUCAUGUAUACACCAUGCAGGCAAAUAUAGAUGAUGGUAUAAAUUUCCUAGUUAACACACACUCUGAUUGGAAACAAACCCAAUUUUUGGCUUGCCAUUUAUAUUGGCACAUGGGCUUAUUAUAUCUUGAAAAGAAUGACGUAGAUACGGCAUUCGAAAUUUUCCAACGCCAAUUAAAAGUAAGAGUCAAAGAAUCUCUCGCCCUUUUCCACCUAACGGAUGCUGUAUCCUUGUUAUACAGAAUAAACCAUACAGCCAAUAUCAAUACUCGUAUAAAAUCUUGCCUUCCUUUUGAGUGGUCAUUUUUAGCGAAAGAGAUAGCCUCGAUCAUUGCUGGAUUAAUACUCAAUGCUAAAAAGAGUUUUUUAUGUCCCACAAAUCUUGAUAAAAUACUGUUUAUUCAUGACAAUUAUAAUUUUGCUAAAUCUAAAUUCUGA